AUGGAUCUUGCUUGGGCACGUUGCCGGAACCCAUUGCCCAGCCCAGAGUCCCAGACAUUUGUCUUUCCGACAACGGCAAUGGCGCAUUGGGAGCUUUGGACACCAGCUCCAACUCUAUUUCCGGGACAUGGCCACGGCUUCCUCUCGCCGGCCCAAUCUCGACACCUCUGUUGGCAUUAUCAGAGCUCGCAGUGCCACUCGCUGUCUUGCGCUCAGUCAGUGCCCUCAGGUCACGCUACGUUGGACGUUAUGCGAUGGCUACACGAGAGAUCACCAAGAGAUCAAUGUUGGGCAAGGCCCGCAAACACAACCGACUCUGACGAACUCCCAUCGGGGGCUCCGAACUCCCGACGGGUGUUGGACUUGAUAAUCGCGAGUCUAGUAGUCAAGUCUGCGCAACGCAAUUCUCAUCCUGGAGGCUUGCAGCCGGGUUGUCAGGGGGCCGUGGCCAUCGUCGUCCUUCUGGAAGCCCAGGCUGACCCUCCUUGCAAGUUGCCCCUGGUCCGUUGUGGGUGGUUAGUGGGGGAUGCGACAGUCCACGUCACGAAUCAUCAAGUGUCCAUCCGCCGUGGAGCAUGGCUACCCGACCUUCGUCCUUUUUGUUGGGGGAACGCUAAGCCCAAUUCUGUCAAUCUUCUCUUCAUCGUAUCGAAGUUUUUUUUUCUUCCCUUUCUUUGA
Molecule: messenger RNA, 678 nt
Organism: Colletotrichum costaricense
Lineage: Eukaryota; Fungi; Ascomycota; Sordariomycetes; Glomerellales; Glomerellaceae
Exons: 2
Coding region: 1-678 (225 amino acids)
Source: RefSeq, a predicted model, not a curated record